GUUUGGGAAUCAAAGCUGGGGUGUUGCUGUUGCAGUGGUGAGGAGAAGAGUGCUACUUUUGGGUCUUAGUUUCAAACCGUUGAAGUUGGUGAUGACUCUUGGCAUGAUGUUCAGGUUGCCUUGGAUUUGCCUUUACUUCAUAAGUGAAAUAUGCGGCCAACAACUUCAAGGAUUGGAAGUACCCCAGAGUUCUGGGUACUUUAGCUUCAGACCCAGGCCUCCUGGCAUUGGCUCUGUACCUUCCAUGAAUGACUUCAGCUCAAUCAAAGGUCAAGCGUUACCAAGUUACAAUGAACCUUCUAAGGAAAGUAAAGCAGAGACUCCUCAUGCCCCAGCAAGCCAGAUGCAGAUGCCAUCAAACCAGGUUUGGUCUCCGGUGAGCCAAGAUGGCCUGGUGAACUCCGUGUGGACUCCCCUCAACCCGACUCAGGAGGGCCAGGGUCAGCAGUCUGUAAGCCCUGCGUUCAAGACGGCAUGGGCCCAGAUGUCCCCGCCCUCAGUGAGCCAGGCUGCCAAUGUGCCCUCAUCCCCAGUGAGCCAGGCAGCCAAGAUGCCACAGGUGCAGAUGCCCCCAUCAUGGGCCAAGAUGCCCCUAUCCCCAGUGAGCCAGGCAGCCAAGAUGCCCCAGGCCAGAGUGAGCCAGACGGGUGCAGAUGCCCCCAACAUGAGCUCAGAUGAUGCCAGCCCCAGGGAGCCAGGCAGCCAAGAUGCCCCAGAAGCAGGCAAAGGUGCCUCUGGCCCCAGUAAGCCAGGCAGCCAAGAUGCCCCAGGUGCAGAUGCCCCCAGCAUGGGCCCAGAUGCUUCUGGCCCCAGUGAGCCAGGCAGCCAAGAUGCCCCAGGCGCAGAUGCCCCCAGCAUGGGCCCAGAUGCCUCUGGCCCCAGUGAGCCAGGCAGCCAAGAUGCCCCAGGCGCAGAUGCCCCCAGCAUGGGCCCAGAUGCCCCCGGCCCCAGUGAGCCAGGCAGCCAAGAUGCCCCAGGCGCAGAUGCCCCCAGCAUGGGCCCAGAUGCCCCUGGCCCCAGUGAGCCAGGCAGCCAAGAUGCCCCAGGCGCAGAUGCCCCCAGCAUGGGCCCAGAUGCCCCCAGCAUGGGCCCAGAUGCCCCCGUCCCCAGUGAGCCAGGCAGCCAAGAUGCCCCAGGCCCAGAAUGGGUCCAGAUGCCCCCGGCCCUAGUGAGCCAGGCAGCCAAGAUGCCCCAGGCGCAGAUGCCCCCAACAUGGGUCCAGAUGCCUCCAGCCCCAGUGAGCCAGGCAGCCAAGAUGCCCCAGGCCAAGAUGCCCCGAGCAUGGGUCCAGAUGCCCCCGGCCCCAGUGAGCCAGGCAGCCAAGAUACCCCAGGUGCAGAUGCCCCGAGCAUGGGUCCAGAUGCCCCCGGCCCCAGUGAGCCAGGCAGCCAAGAUGCCCCAGGCCAAGAUGCCCCGAGCAUGGGUCCACAUGCCCCCGGCCCCAGUGAGCCAGGCAGCCAAGAUGGCCCAGGCCAAGAUGGCCCAGGCCAAGAUGCCCCGAGCAUGGGUCCAGAUUCCCCCGUCUCCAGUGGGCCAGACAGCCAAGAUGCCCCAGGCGCAGAUGCCCCCAACAUGGGCCCAGAUGCCCCCGGCCCCAGUGAGCCAGGUAGCCAAGAUGCCCCAGGCCAAGAUGCCCCGAGCAUGGGUCCAGAUGCCCCCGGCCCCAGUGAGCCAGGUAGCCAAGAUGCCCCAGGCCAAGAUGCCCCGAGCAUGGGUCCAGCUGCCCCCGGCUCCAGUGAGCGAGACAGCCAAGAUGCCCCAGGCGCAGGCAAAGGUGCCUCCGGCCCCAGUAAGCCAGACAGCCAAGAUGCCCCAGGCCAAGAUCUCCCGAGCAUGGGUCCAGAUCCCCCUGGCUCCAGUGAGCCAGGUAGCCAAGAUGCCCCAGGCCAAGAUCUCCCGAGCAUGGGUCCAGAUGCCCCCGUCCCCAGUGAGCCAUGCAGCCAAGAUGCCCCAGGCCAAGAUGCCCCGAGCAUGGGUCCAGAUGCCCCCGGCCCCAGUGAGCCAGGCAGCCAAGAUGAGCCAGGCAGCCAAGAUGAACCAGGCAGCCAAGAUGCCCCAGGCGCAGAUGACUCAAUCCAACUCUUUAGGUAGUCUUGGCAGCUCCUCCAUGGAUGUCAGUGGCGAUACUGAGGGUCCCUCAUCAGGGCAAGAGCACUACCUUGUGAUCUCAGAGCCAUUAGGUUUUCAAACGCGCUACCUGGUUAAGUCCUUCAACCGUUACGUGCGUGGAAAAAGGGUCUUUUCCCAAACCACCUACAUCCCACUGGACGUUCCUCCAAGUGAUGGUGCUGCUCAGCCUGCUCCAGUCCCCAGUUUUCCUGGACAUGAAGCCCACACUGGCCAAACUGUAGACUACAUUCCUUCAAGGAAAGGAUAAACUUGCCCAGUUGAUCUUUGCCAUGGAGGCCCUGAACUCCAACCUGAAUGGAUUUCUAGGAUUCACUUUACAUUGUGGUUAAAACAAUAAAAAGAUGUUCUUUAA
Messenger RNA from Clupea harengus (Atlantic herring), 2482 nucleotides. RefSeq lists its product as uncharacterized. The record is from RefSeq and is a predicted model, not a curated record. Lineage: Eukaryota; Metazoa; Chordata; Actinopteri; Clupeiformes; Clupeidae.